Messenger RNA from Helianthus annuus (common sunflower), 5804 nucleotides. RefSeq lists its product as uncharacterized. Bases 284 to 5590 code for a protein of 1768 amino acids. The record is from RefSeq and is a predicted model, not a curated record. Gene Ontology annotation, biological process: regulation of DNA-templated transcription. Lineage: Eukaryota; Viridiplantae; Streptophyta; Magnoliopsida; Asterales; Asteraceae. Gene Ontology annotation, cellular component: nucleus. Gene Ontology annotation, molecular function: ATP binding. The transcript has 15 exons.
UGAGUGACAUCUCACUUUCUCUCUCUAAAACGGUCAUUUUCACCUUCAAGUCGCCGUCUACUUAUCUUCUUCAACUCACGGAGAAAUUCGCAUAAUCAGUUUCAAUUUGUUACAAAGCUGUUAGAACAAGUUGUUGAGUGCAAGAAUUAGGGCUUGUUUUUCUCAAAUUUCAAGAGUUUUUGUUGAUUUUGUUAUGAAGGAGACGGUGCAACGGAGAUUAGGGCUCAUUUGAUCCGAAUGGAGGGAGGUAGCUUCUGUUUUAACUCUUUUCUGGGAUACACCAAUGGACUAUGAUGACGAUGAAUUUCAAGGACAAAAUCGUCAAUUAGCCGGGGAAGGGUCUUCCAAAGUUUCUCCUGUUUUGCAUCCAUAUGCUCUUCCCAAAUUUGACUUUGAUGAUACUCUUCACGAGCACCUGAGUUUUAACGAGGUUUUUCUUGGUCAAGAAGACAACCAGUGGAUCGAGGAGUUUAAGUCAAGUGGUGUGGAAUCAAGGCGUAACAAUGUAUGGUCUGAAGCAACAUCUUCAGAAUCUGUUGAAAUGCUUCUAAAAUCAGUUGGACAAGAAGAGAAAGUCGUGGGUAAAGUAGUAAUCGAACAAUUAGAUUCUAAUAUAUGUGAUGAGACUGUGAGCUUAACUGAAGCUAUGGAUCCUAAUUUGAAUCAAGAAUCUCAAUUAUCUGGUGGAGAGUUGGAUUCAGUAUCUAUAAAUGAGAAGCAAAAUUUAUUUGUUUUGAAGGAAAAAGUGGAUAACACAUUCGAUGAUGUAGUUCCAACGGAUCAUCCGGGCUCCUCGGAGAAUGUUGGUCUAAGUGUUCAAAUUAAAGAAAAUAGCACUGAGGUUCCAGCGGAUGGUGACACCAUGAUUGCUGAAUAUGUGGAUAACCCGUCUAGUGAGAACCUGCCAGCUGAAACUAGUAUCCCGUCCAAUGAGAACCUGUCAGAUGAAAUUAGUGAUCCAUUCAGUAAGAACUCGUCAGCUGAAACUAGCAACACCAUCAGUGAGAACCCAACUGCUGAAAAUAGCAUACCGUUCAGUGAGAACCUGCCAACUGAAAAUAGUGCUCCAUUCAGGGAGAGCCGGUCAGCUGAAAAUAGCACCCCAAUCAGGGAGAACCCGCCAGCUGAAACUAGCAUCUCAUUCAUUGAGAACCAAUCAGCUAAAACCAGCAUCACGUUAAGUGAAAACCCCCCAACUGGAACUAGGAUCCCGUUCAAUGAUAACCCCCCAGCUGAAACUAGCAUCCUGAUCCCGUCAACUGAAACUAGCAUCCCAUUUAGUGAAAAACCACCAGCUGAAAGUAACAUCCCAUUCAGUGAAAGCACUUCCCAAUUGUUGAAGUUAAAGGAUCCUGAUUCUCCAAAGUCAAAUGCAGGAUCGUUGUCUAAGAUGUCUCCCAUAACAGUUUCUUCUGUUGAAGAAAACGAAACCAUCAUAGAAAAGGAUGCACAACAGAUCCAUUCUGACACAUCUAUGCUGUCUGCAGGCAACUUACCUGAAACAGUCUGUGAGAGUUCUGGUUUAAUGCAGGUGGACUGCAAAGCUACCUCAUGUGAACCGGGUGUCAUACAUUUGGGUCAAGAUGAUUCUUUUAAUGAAAAAGAGGAUGCAAGCUUGCCCCCGGAAAGUAAGGAUAUGGACGCUGAAGCUGUUCAAGCUCAUGUUGCAGUAUCUGAUCAAAGGUCAUCUCCUGACACAGCUACAGCAGAAAACGAAGAGCAACCAAAAUCACCUAUUUUUGGGGUGAGUUUAGUGCACCAGGGUAGCAAGGAAAAUAUACAAGUCGGAGGUCCUUCUGAAGGAAAUUCCCAAAAUGAGAUUUCCCAAGUUGAAUGCGUGGUCGCUUCUGAUUCAAAGAAUCCAUCAGCUUUAGUUGAAAAAGAAGCAUCUCCUGAUCUUGCUGAAAAAGCUAUACAUGAGAUUGAUGCUCAUUGUGUGACACCGGUUGAAAGCUGCAAUGCAAGCCAGGUUGAACGAGAACCUGGUACUAAAAAUGACAGUCAAGAUUGUUCCGAGAAGCUGGAAACAAAUCCUUCUGAUUUGUUAGAAAAAACAGUCAAUAAUUCUCAGACAGGAUGUCUACAGGACCCGAAGGAAACAGUGAUAGAAGUCAACAAGUCAAAUGAGCAUCAAACAUUUGUGGAUGGUUCUCGUCCAUCUGAUGAUGUGGCAGAUGGUAGUUCGCUGUCUUGUAAGACCGCAGAUGAUGUGCAAAAUAAAGCGCUGUCUGUUUCUGUAGAUAAUGCGACACCAGAAGAAAAAGACUUAACUUUUGAGGUCAAUAAAAGGUCUGAUCUUGGACAAGAUGGCAAGGGUUCCCUAUCAUAUCCUGCAUUUCAAGUUUCUAAUUUGCCAAAGAUUACAGAGGGACCUUCAAAAGAUUCUAGCAGCAACCAAAGGGAUCCUAAGAAGUUUCAUGAAGUUUCUGUUAGUCCUCAGAAUCCUAGUGGCUUGACCUCUCAAAUAGGAAUCAAAGGGAAAUCCGAGCGUAAACCUAGACGAAAAUCUGUUGGUAAGGAAAAUGCCAGGAAAGGAACAGUUCCUGCAAGAGGAGAAGUAUCACCUGUGUUGCUAACUUCCCCUGCAACGAGUCAAGUUACUCGUUUUGAAGGGGUUAAGUCCCGUGAGAAUGCUACAAAACCAGGGGUUCUUCCAUCGCCAAAGAUUCCAGAUUUGAAUAAUUCAACUUCUAUAUUACAGCAGCCGUUUACUGAUAAUCAACAAGUGCAGUUACGUGCACAAAUAUUAGUUUAUGGAUCAUUGAUAUCUGGAUCGCCACCUGAAGAAACUUACAUGAUUGCUGCAUUUGGGCAGCCUGAUGGUGGAAGAACUUGGGAGGGUGUUUGGCGUGCUUGUGUAGAAAGGCUUCAUAUCCAGAAAUCUCAGCCCAAAUCUAGUACCCCUAUUCAAUCACGAUUAGAAAUGAGAGAUGCAGGUAGCAGAUCUGAUCAAGUAAUUAAACAGGCUUCUGUCCAAAAUAAAAUUCCCUCUUCACCUAUUGGAGGACCAAACAGCAAGGGUACCCCACCAAUUGUUAGCCCCAUGAUUCCCUUUUCAUCGCCUCUGUGGAAUACCACUACCCCUUCUGAUAAUUUACAGUCUACUGGCAUGCCAAAAGCUGCUCGUUUUGAUUAUCACCAAACACUCUCUCCUCUACGUCCUCCUACUUAUCAAACUCCACCUGUUCAGAAUUAUAACUCAUCUUGGUUGUCUCAGGGUCCAUUCUCUGGUCAAUGGUUAGCUGCUUCCCCAAUUCCCUCUUUUAACCCUGCCCCUCGUUUUCCGUCAUUACCUACAACCGAGUCACUGAAAUUAACCCCGGUCAAAGAAUCAGGCGGUUCGGUAGUUCAACAUACAUCUAAUCCACCGAUUCUGAAUUCUGCUCCUAUCAUUUUUCCAGACAUGAAAAGGUCAACCGUAUCGUCUGACCAACCUUGUGAUUCAAAGAGCAGAAAAAGGAAAAAGGGUAUUCCAGUUGUUAGUAAUCCUUGUUCUACAUCAGUUGCGGUUUCAAUACCUACUUUCGUGACAUCUAAAAGUAGUCCUGCUACGAUUCUUUCGCCUACUCAUCAUACUGAUCAAAAUGCGGAGAAAGUUGAGGAGUCAAAGCUACAAGCAAAGGAAGCUACUGAGCAUGCUGAUAAGGCAAUGCUUCAUUGCAAUGGUGUAUGGAGUCAGAUGGAAGGACGAUAUAAUCAUAAUUUGAAUUCCAAUGAUGAAGCCAAGUUAGUAUCUGCAGCUGUUUCAGUAGCAGCUGCUGCUUCUGUUGCUAAGGUGGCAGCAGCUGCUGCUAAAAUUGCAUCCGAACAAGCAAGAUCGAUGGCCAACAGUUUAAAUAAAAAUCAAAAUCUUGUUCAAAGCAAAGCUUCCUCGAAACAUGCUGAAAACCUUGAUGCCAUUGUAAAAGCUGCUGAGCUGGCGGCUGAAGCAGUAUCUCAAGCAGGAAAAAUUGUCGCAAUGAGCGAACCAUUUACCUUGAGGGAUUUGGUUGAAGCUGGUCCUGAGGGUUACUGGAAGACUCCCCGAUUAGCAUCCAAGCAGCAGCAAGCUUUAAUUGCACAAAAUUUGAAUGUUAGUGAGAAAAGGAAUGCCGAAAAAGGUACUGGUGGGAAUUUGACAGAGAAUCAGACAAUGGAGGUUGAUGGUACCUCUGUUCCAUUUACAAGCCAUGGAAAGGAUAAGAGAAAGCCACCGAGUCCGGGGGUUUUCAAAACUAUUGGGGCUGUACCUGAAUCAGAGAUUAAGUCUAUGGUUGGUCAAUCCGAGCCUAAAAUUUCUUCAGCGAAUUUGAUAGAGUGUGAUAUCAAAGAAGGUUGUCUUGUUGAGGUGUACAAGGAUGAUGAUAAACUUAAUUGUGGCUGGUUUGGAGCUAAUGUGUUGAGUUUGAAAGACGGAAAAGCCCUUGUUUCUUAUACAGAAAUCCAAUCAGAUGAAGGUUCAGGGAAAUUAAAAGAAUGGUUGGCACUUGAAGUUGAGGGAAGUGAGGUACCCAAGAUACGUUUAGCCCAUCCUGUGACUAGCAUGCAAGGGACUAGAAAGAGACGUAGGACGGCUGCAACAGAUUUUAUGUGGUCUAGUGGAGAUAGGGUUGAUGUGUGGAUUCAAAACCACUGGCGCGAGGGAGUUGUGAUGGAGACCAACACAAUUGAUGUUACUUCUCUAACUGUUCAAUUUCCAGCUCAAGGAGAGACAUCAGUUGUUAGAUCAUGGUUUGUCCGACCACCUCUCAUCUGGAAGGAUGGCAAGUGGAUUAUGUCUCAUACAUCUGAGAAGCGUGUUUCUUCCCCGGGCAAUAUGCCACAGGAAAAGCGGUUAAAACUGGCAAGUCCUGCUGUGGAGGAUAAAAGGAAAGCCGGGUCAUCAGAGCCGAGAAAACAAGAAGAAUCACUAUCCUUGUCAACCCAUGAGAAAGUAUUUAAUGUCGGUAGCACUAGAGAGAAUAAGAAGAUCAACACUUCUAGAACAAUGACGCGGGGCUUGCAGAAAGAAGGCCCGGGAGUAACCUUUGGCGUACCAAAACCUGGAAAAAAUCAGAAAUUUAUGGAUGUUAGCAAACACUAUGUUGCUGAUGGAUCCAAUGUAACACAUGAUUCCAUUAAGUUUACUAAAUAUUUAAUUCCUCAUCCACCAGGAUCCCGUGGAUGGAAAAACAGUUCUAGAAGUGACCCGAAAGAGAAACAAGUUGCCGAAGCCAAACCACAAAUGCUCAAAUCUCGAAAACCGCCAAUCCCCUCUUUCAGAACGUUAUCUACUAAAUCCACAGCAAACAAUAGCAGCCUGGAUUCUGUUAGUGAUAGUGAAAACCAACUGGAGCACGGGUCUUCUUCCAGUAUUGAAGAUAAAUCUGAGCGUUUGAACAAACGGAAAUUCGCACCUACAAAGGCAGCUAAAGUCGAAAAAUCACAUCCAGAAGUUGCUGAGCCGCGUAGAUCAAAUCGUAAAAUUCAGCCGACAUCAAGGCUGUUAGAAGGGUUGCAAAGUUCAAUGAGCAUCUCAAAGAUACCUGCUGUUUCACAUUCAACUCAAAGAAAGGUUACUCCAAUCCAAAAGGAAACAGGAACACUGGCAAAAAGGAAGGAGAAUAGUUAAUUAUGUGUGUAUUGUAUGACAUAACUUUGUAACUAAGAAGAUUAAUGAAUCUAAGAAAGGCUAGUCUCAUUAAUGAAUCUAAGAAAGGCUAGUCUCAACCUUUCUGGUGUCUUAUGAAGAAGGCUUUCUGGAAUUUGUUUGUUAGGCUUUGUAUAUGGAUGGAUGUCUAGAUAUUAAUCAUCACCAUUUCUUCAGUCUAAAUCAUUUAUUAUCA